This is a messenger RNA of Spea bombifrons (plains spadefoot toad), 1806 nucleotides long. RefSeq names its product PHD finger protein 13 (gene PHF13). Lineage: Eukaryota; Metazoa; Chordata; Amphibia; Anura; Pelobatidae. The transcript has 4 exons. Bases 468 to 1424 code for a protein of 318 amino acids. The record is from RefSeq and is a predicted model, not a curated record.
GGUAUUCAUUGAAAGCUGGAGUAGUUGGCUGGAUUGUUUGGCUUCGUCUUAGUGUUGUCGUUGCAGAACCCGGGCUGGCUUUUUUUGGGGGGGAGGGCAGAGGAGCCGGGAUCCGCUCUGUGAAGGUGAUACAUUGUAACGAUCUGAUUACUGGAAGCAUUGCUUCGUCUGCAUGAAGAAGAUCUGAACCCGGGAGGAACCUGCUCUGUCUGUGGUCAGGAGGAGGUGAAGAUCCUGGAUGUGAACAGACUCGGACACUUGUGAUACCCCCCUCUCCACAUUGUCACCAGGAGUUGCCCCUCCAGCCCUUUAUAGGGGUCCCCCUGCAGGGUGAUUAGGACUGAUCCCUGAAGCUACCAUCGACUCUCCAGGGAGGAGAUCCCUCUUGAUCACCCACACCCAACCCACCAGGGUCUCCCCCUCUUCGGUUUAUCUCAUCAGACACCCCCCAAAGCUGAAUCUCCCCCAUGGAUACAGCAUCUACUUCAACUUUUGAUUCAGAGGAUGGAACCCCAAAUUAUACGAGGCGGAGGACCGUGGAGGAUUUCAAUAAGUUCUGCACGUUUGUUCUGGCGUACGCCGGGUACAUUCCUUACCCCGAAGAGGAGGCCCCGUUAAGAGCGAGCGCCAGUCCUCCUAAUAGCACCGGCAGUACGGUGGACAGUGACAGCUGGGACUCGAGAUAUCAGGACCUGCCGUCUAGCGAUGCCCUCCCGAUCAAAAAACGACGAAGCUUCGGUGACUUCAAGCACGAGAGGACCUACUCCAGCUCCAUGAAACGCUCCAAGCUGGGCAGCUUCCUCCUGGACAGGAAGAAAAUCGACAAAAUCAAGAGGAAGAAGAAACUGAAGAAAAAGGAGCAGGAAGCGGAACUGAGCGAGCAGAAGUAUAUCGAGGCCUUCAUCAAACUCGAGCCACCGGAUUCGCCCGUCGAGGAGAGCACUCCGAUGAUAGAUCAUCAUGCGUUGGACCUCAAGAUGUCCCCUCCGCAUAUCCCACCGGAGCCCGUCAUAGAACAUUCCAGCGCCAGCAUGGACAGCGCCUCCGCCGCCAUGGCGUACGAUGAGGCGGAGGACGUCAAGUCCGAGUACUCGGAGGUCAACUUGGGCAAGCGAACGGUCAUACGGCAGGGGAAGCAGGUGGUUUUCCGGGAUGAAGACAGCACCGGAAACGAUGAGGAUAUCAUGGUGGAUUCAGAUGAUGAGUCGUGGCAUCUGGUGACCUGCUUCUGCAUGAAGCCCUUCGCAGGAAGGCCGAUGAUCGAGUGCAAUGAAUGCAACACUUGGAUCCACCUCUCCUGCGCCAAAAUCCGCAAGUCCAACGUCCCCGAGGUCUACGUCUGCCAAAAGUGCCGAGACACCAAAUUCGACAUCCGCCGGUCCAACCGCUCGCGCAUGGGCUGCCGAAAGCUAUUCCUGGACUAAUGCGGCGUCGGGAACGGACGUUCGCCGGGCAGAAGCACACAGGUCUAUUACCGUGCAACAAGUUCUUCUGAGACUUUUUCAGAAUAAAAACAGAACAUAUUUAUGUUUUAAUUGGGCACAAAUUUAUAUAUUGUUAAUAUGCUUUUUGUUUUGUUUGAAGACCCAAACCGAAGGCUACGAGGCGUUCAGAAUUAGCUGGGAUAAUCUGAAAAGAAGUCCAAAGUGUCCCGGUCGUUUAUUUUUGUAGUGUUUUUUUUUUUUUUUUUUUUUUUUUUGUGUUUUUCUUUGGUUCGAUGUGUAAUAUGGCACUAACAAACAGAGGGGGGAGGGGGUAUUAGCCGUACGCAGGGACUGGAUCCCAAAUAAAUACUCGUCUGUCUCC